Tetranychus urticae (two-spotted spider mite) is the source of this 945-nucleotide messenger RNA. NCBI's taxonomy places the organism in Eukaryota, Metazoa, Arthropoda, Arachnida, Trombidiformes, Tetranychidae. The record is from RefSeq and is a predicted model, not a curated record.
UUAGCUAAUAGCAAGUAAGCAUUAGUUGACUAUUCAGCUCUUAUUCAACUCCUAAUUCAAUCAAAUUCAAUGGAUUUUCAAAUUUUGUUUUGUUUUUUUCUAUUGUUUCCAUUUUCUUCGUUGAUGCUCAUAAAGGAGAUAAAAUCUGGUUCUGAUGAAAAUAAAUUUAGAAAUUACGAACUAUAUAAGGCGGUCUUUAGACCGGACGGCUUCGAGUCUCUUGAAAAUCCAAGUAUAAUUGGCUCAAAACUUGUGGAAGAGGAUGUGGUGAUUCGCACUUUUCCAAGUGAAGCAAGUUUGUAUCGUGAAAACACUGAAUUAACCAAGAAUAUGAGCAUGGCACUGGAAAGCUGCUGUGGUUCAUCGAAAUCAUCAUUUGAUAAGACGGACGUCGUCAUGUUGACAUUGAUGGAAAAGGAUAUUGAUAAUGUUACUUUCAACAUUAUUAAAUCUAUCAGAGUUGAUCCUCUUUCAGUUGAUUUUUACCCCCACAAACUGCCCAUGGAACAAGUCAAUAUAAUCGUUAAUACACUUUUAAAAUGGAGCAUAGACGAUGAUGUUUGUAAAUCUGUCUGUAAUGAUCUAAACAGGGGUUUGAAAGUAAAAUCUAGCGAUUACGAUAUGUUUAAAGAUUUUUGUCCUAAAAUUGGUUGUCCAGCCUUUCUGGAGGAAAUAGAUUAUCCGAAAUUAUUGGCAGAAACGGAAAAAUUUCUCAGAACCAUGAAAUAUCUCCUCUUAUUUGGCCAUCCAGUGCCUACUCGGGUUUUCUGGGGGCCAGCACAAGCGACAAUUCUUGAAAUUGAUCAAAAAACUCUUUCAUUGUUCCCAAAAUUAACUGAAAACCAUUACUUUAUUGUCACUUAUAUUGAUACCAAGACAAAACAGACAAGAACUCGCAAAAUUGAUGAAUGCAAAAUUAUUUUGAAUUAAAUUUUACACUCAAUA